Molecule: messenger RNA, 2045 nt
Organism: Gastrolobium bilobum
Lineage: Eukaryota; Viridiplantae; Streptophyta; Magnoliopsida; Fabales; Fabaceae
Exons: 2
Coding region: 181-1494 (437 amino acids)
Source: RefSeq, a predicted model, not a curated record
CAAGAGCGUUGAAUUCACGGCAAAACUUGAGCGCGUGAAACAGUUUGUUGAGAGGCAGAGAGCAUAGCCACCUCCACCUCCUCCUCCUCCUCCUCGCUUUGUCGUUCGCACCCAACCGACGAAGCCCACUCAGAAAAGGGAAUCGCAGCAAAACAGAAAACCCGAAAUCUCGGAACCGCCAUGAGCGACCUUCCAAGGUUGCAGAACCUGCGUUCCACUGGAAAACUUCUCAGAGAAACAACUUCUACUUUCUCCUCCAACCUUCUCACAUUCCUCUUCCUCUCUCUCCUCAUCCUCUCCUUUCGAACCGUCGUUGAAAACGGAACCGCCCAUGUCACAUCCUUCAUCGACCGCGAUCCUUCCCUUAAGGCCCUCCUCUUACGCCUCGACCUCGCCGGAAACGCCAACCAUCACCGUCUCCGGUCCAAUCAGGAUCCUUCCCCCGCCGCCCUUCGCCGCCUCCACCGUCGCCGUCCUUUUCUCCACCUCACCCGCGUCGGAACCCUAGAUGACGACUUUUUCUCCGGAGAUGAUGACGAUGGCCGCACCUUGUUCGGCUCCAAUUCCAAAGCCCCCGUUAACGGAAGCUUCGUUGCGUUCGGGCCGUUCGGUCUUGACUCAGGCUUCUCGGAUCUCGUCGCCGAUAACGGAGUUAGGGUUUCGGAGGUGGUUCGCUCCGGGGUCAAUUUCAAGGCUGAAGGGUUAUCGUUCGACGACGAAGAUAAAGACGAGGAGAACGACGAGGAGAACGGGAAAAACGAGAAGACCGAUUUGGGAAACGGACAAGAGAUGGAGAAAGGCGUUGAUUUGCAAUUCUUCGUGAAGGGAUUGGAGGUCGGUCGUCGUGAUGCGGCGGCGUUGUUCUUUCUGGUGAGUUUCUUGUCCGCGGCUUAUGGAUGGGUGAUCCUGGUUUUUCUGGUUACGUAUUCGUGGGUGCUAGGUGUUGUUUUCGUUGCUGUUGUUAAUGAUCUUGUAGGAAGGUUUAGUUCGGUUACUGGUGUGGUUUGGGAUGGUUCCAGAUUAGGUCUUAAGAGGCUUUCAGGGUUUAUUCUUAUGAGAUGGGCUGUGAGGGAUGCAUUGACUCAGCUUCUGGGACUGUGGUAUUUUGGUGAAAUUGAGGAUCAGUACUCGUUCUUCAAGCUCUUUGUUAGGUUGAAAUUGAUGCCUUUCUCGGUUACGUCGCCCUGGGUUCGAGGGUUUGAGAAGGAGAUUUCUGGGUUCUUGUUCACUUGGUUUCUGGUGGAUACCUUUGUGGCUUUUAUAUUUUCUGUUGAUGCCUGGGUUGCCAUUGUGGACUCCAGGAGGAGUGGCAGGGAGAUUGUGAAGGAAGUUUGUGGGAGAUCUUUGGCCAAGAUGUUUCAGUCCACGAUGGAGGUUUACUUCAUGGUUGCUUGGCUUAUAUUUUACUUUGCUGCCAGGUGUAGGGAUGCCAAUCUACAGGGUAGGAGGUUUGGGCAGAGAGAAUUGCAGGGCUUGGUUGAAGGUCAUAGAUGAUACUUGGUGGUGAUUAGGUGACAGUUUGUUGUGAUUACGCACAAGUAGCAGCAGUGUUUCACAAGUCUAUGUCCAUCACCGCCAUUAUAUAGUUUUGUCACCAACAAUGUGUUGAAUGUACUUCACCAGAAGGCCAAUAUACUUCUUGUGUAUAUUCCGAAUGAGGAUACUUCAUCUGUACAUUACUCAUGGAAUCAUUGAAUUAGUUCACGCAAUUUGUGUUGGUGAUGAUAGUCACAAAUUACAAGGUUUGAGAAAUGAAGAAUGGUAAUAUUUUUUUCCAAUGCAACAUGGAGCUAUGUUGUGAUGACCAAAUUAAUCCACAUGGCCUUUCUGUUUAUUUGAUGUUAUAUUCGAUUCUAUAUGGACAAUAUAUGGCAUGAAUUGGACAUCAUCUACAAGAACGAAGAAAAACACAUUAAUCUGCAAAAACAGUGAAAAUUAUUCUAGAGAAUUAUGCAUCAUUUCCCCCCUUUAGAAAGUCUCCAUGAAGGUCGAUCAGGCUAAAUUUAUGUUUGUUUUGCAUGAUUACUGGCAUCUUUUUCCCAACA